GAUAGUAAAGGCGUGCUGUUGGCUAGGUAAGGGUUUGACUUUCCAGGUUUCCUACUCAAAAGUACACUUGAACCUCAAGUAUCUUUUUUUCUUUGUUUUACGUCGAAAAACACCUAAAAUCCCCAGUUUUCACGCACUGCAUUUCCAAAUUGAAAUUCACAAAUUCCCCCCCCCCCCAAUCGUCUGGAAACCUGACCCGGCAAUAUCCUGGCAGCUGGGGCUCUGCCGUGAGUCUUUAGGAAUGGGAUUUUCUUUGGAUCGACGGAGAUUACCGAAUACCCCCUGGAUACAUCAGCACCCGUGAGGUGCCAUGCUUCGGUAAAUGCACUUUGAGAAGAAGCGCCCUUCUUCCAAAAACUAAAAUGCACUUGCCGAAGGCCUCGAUCUCGAAGGUUAGCCAGGGUUUGUGUUUAAUGGUAAACAUAUAAAGGCGCAGAUGCCUUAAGGUGCCUCGAUGGCUGUGACGGUCCAAGAUAGGCUAGACCCGCACAUAAAAAGGAGGGAAGCGCUAGAGGUUCCCAGACCGGAGAAACAACCCACUCCUCCGGAUCCCUCCCUGGGGGGAAAGCUCUCAUGCAAAAGAUGCCGUUCACUUGGCUGUGUUUCGGUUGAUGCCAAUCCCAAGGGAGAAGGGGGUUAGGAAAGUGUGGGAAGAACCCCAGAAGCCAAAGGAGAGAGGAGUCCGUGUUAGGUGUCUAUGAAGGGAAUAGGGGUGGUGUUCGCCAGGAAGCCUGCAGUUCAGCAGGGUGAACUGCCGAGGAAGGGUCUCCUGGAUAGUAAUGCCUACAGAGGAGCCGUUAAGGAAGGUUCGGGGCGCAGCCUGUAAAUACAACACGGGUCACGUUCCUUGAAAACGUGGUUAUUGUGGGGCAUGUUUCCCCUGGAUUGACGUGCCAAAUUAGGCUCUGAUCUGUACCGGAAGCCCUGGGAAAAACAGAAGUGACUUUAUUCUCCAUCUAUUGCACUGCUAAACCAUCGCUAAGCUGUCAUUUCGACUUUGUUAAAGUAGUUCAACUUAAGUUGUGAUACGAAUGGGAAUCUUUGCAAGAGGCUGCAGAAGUACGAUCUUGCUUGGCUGAUCACGGUAGUGGCUUCUCAACUUUAGCGAAGAAUCUGUCCAGCUUAGGUUGAACGGCAGCCUUCUUUUCGUCAUAAAGUACCUUGUAGCAGGUUAACUCUUUCCGAACACCUCUAAGCAUCUUUGAACUCCUCACAAAGCACGCUGUUCGGGGUGUUCUUCUGAACUAGGUCAGAUUCCUGCAGAGAACACACAUCCCUCGAAAGUUCUACUCAGAAAGAGGAAGAGAAGGUGUAAGGGUCCCGGAGAUCCAGCAGGGGACAUGGCUGAGAAGCAAGGAAAGGCAAAGGCAAAGCUGAAACACCUCAAAGAUGAGAAGGAUAAAGAUGAUGAUGAAUGGGCAGGUUUCAGUGGCCGUCCAAGUGCCUUCAGAAGGGAAGAACCAAGAGAGCCAGCACUUAAAAUUGCCAGCAGCGAUGAGGAUGAGUGGGAAGAUGUAGAAGAACUUACAGACUGCAUGCCGUAUGAGAAGAAGGGAUCUUCUUCUUCCUUUGAGCCAUUCUGGUCUAGCAAACCUGUGGAAAUAGAGAUUGAAACCCCGGAGCAGGCAAAGCUAAGAGAGAGAAGAGAAAAGGAGCAAAUUGAAUUUCAGACUUAUCUCCGGAGAACAAUCAAGCGUUUUCAUAAGGAAGUCACUGAGGAUAUGCACAAGGUUCAUCUGCUCUGCCUCCUUGCCGAUGGCUUGUAUCGGAAUACUGUCUGCAAUAUGGCAGAUCUUCAAGCCAUCAGUUUCUCCAUCAUCCCAGAGGAGUUUACGACAGUACCGCCCAGAAAUGUUAAUGUCUUCUAUCUCUCCAACUUGGUAAAAUGGUUCACUGCAACAUUCACGAUCAAUCCCAACCUCCCUACUGAAGGUCAGAGGAGCAUGGAGUACACCUUAAGCGGACGAUUUGCUAUCUAUUCUGCACGUGAUGAAGAAGAAUUAAUCCACAUGUUUUUACUGAUUCUCCGAUCAUUGCAAUUCUUCACUCGACUGGUUUUGUCCUUGCAGCCCAUUCCUCUGAAAUUGCACCUUGCAAAGAGUAAGAAGACCUCCAAGUUCAACUUCCUUGAAGGUCCUGGGGUCUAUACCGGGAAGCCUGAACUGGCCGACCGAGGAGAACAUGGAACAAGUUAUUUUAGAAGCCUGUGGGAUGACAAAGGUCCAGAGCAUUCCAGGGACCCACUGUUCAUGGACAGGUCCCAACUGGACAGAGAGGAUUGGGAACAGCCUACUUCCAGCAAAAAAUGCAGAGCCGAGGAAAUGCAGGAAGCCCAGAGGACCAGGAGUGCCACGCGGGAUCGCAUGACUCCACAGGUGCGGUACAAAGAGGAGAGUGAUAGUGACACAGACUUAAGACUGAUUAGUGGAGAUGCCCUACCUAAUGUAGAUUAUAAGCUGGCCACUUGGUGCCCCAAACCAAAGAAGAAGCCACAGAAUAGUGCCAGAAAGCUCAUGGCGACGGGCCCCCUGGAAAUUAAACAGCCCACGAUCGAGGCCAAGACUCCGAGCUCCUCAGGGACCAGAAGGCGUAAAAUCACUUUCACUGACGAAGAGGAGGAAAUGAGGCGAGCUACUGGUACGGACCAGUGGCUGGAAGUGUUCUGCAGCGAGGAUGAUAAAUGGGUUUCUCUGGACUGCGUGCACGGGGUGGUGGGGGAGCCCGAGAUCUGCUUCAAGUACGCCUCAAAGCCCGUGUCCUAUAUCCUGGGCAUUGAUAAUGACGGCUGCGUCCAGGACGUCACCAAGAGGUAUGACCCAGCCUGGAUGACGACCACUUGCAAGAACCGUAUAGAUUCGGCAUGGUUGGCCAAGACCUUGACCCCGUACGAGACCCCUUUCAGAGCAAGGAGAGAAAAAGAAGAAUUGGAGUUUCAGACUAAGCUACAAGAUCAGCCUCUGCCCACUGCUGUUGGAGAGUAUAAGAACCACCCUCUUUAUGUCCUGAAGAGGCAUCUCCUGAAAUAUGAAGCCAUCUACCCAGAGACACCCCAUAUCCUUGGGUACUGCCGAGGGGAAGCUGUAUAUUCCAGGAGUUGUGUGCAUACUCUGCACUCCAAGGAUACCUGGUUGAAACAAGCAAGAGUGGUGAGGUGUGGGGAAGUGCCAUAUAAGAUGGUGAAAGGAUAUUCCAAUCGAGCCCGGAAAGCCCGGCUGGCUGAUCCCCACGGCCAAGAUCAAGACGACUUGGCACUCUUUGGCUUCUGGCAGACGGAACCGUACCAGCCCCCAGUGGCAAUGGAUGGAAAGGUUCCCCGAAACGCCUAUGGGAAUGUCUACCUCUUCCAGCCCUGCAUGCUUCCUAUCGGCUGUGUCCACCUGAAACUGCCCAACCUGCAUCGUGUGGCCCAUAUACUGGGCAUCGACUGCGUCCAGGCCAUCACUGGUUUUGAAUUUUAUGGCGGCUAUUCACAUCCAAUAACUGAUGGCUAUAUUGUCUGUGAAGAACACAAAGAAAUACUCAUAGCUGCUUGGGUCAACGAGCAGGAAAUUAUUAAACAGAAGGAGAGCGAGAAACGAGAGAAGAAAAUACUGAAUAAAUGGGUGAUGCUGAUGAAGGGACUUCUCAUUAGAGAGAGACUGAAAGUACGCUAUGGGAUCAAGAAAGGAUUGGUGCCUCCACCUGCAAAAGCAGAAGGAUUUUCUUCUGGUGAAGAAGGUACCAGCUCCAAGGCAGAAGUCAAGGAUUUGGCUGUCUCUGGGGCCCAAAACCGCCAAGCCAAAGAGGUGUCAGAGGAGGAGGAAAUGAAGAAGACCAAUGGGAAAGAGGGAAAAGAAGGCGCAGACCCGUAGCGAGGAGCAACGUGCUGAUUGCUCUGAUCCUGCGAGCCUUAUUUCAAACCCCUGAUCAUUAAUUGCAUUUUAAUUCUCAGUUUACAAGUUUUAAGGAGAGCGUUUGCACUGUAUGUGUCCAGAUGUUAAAAGGCAAUGGUUGUAUGUGUUCAAAAUUCAAAUGCAUACAAUUCAAAUUUG
Molecule: messenger RNA, 4031 nt
Organism: Ornithorhynchus anatinus (platypus)
Lineage: Eukaryota; Metazoa; Chordata; Mammalia; Monotremata; Ornithorhynchidae
Gene: XPC
Product: XPC complex subunit, DNA damage recognition and repair factor
Exons: 16
Coding region: 1341-3851 (836 amino acids)
Biological process (GO): mismatch repair; nucleotide-excision repair
Cellular component (GO): XPC complex; nucleotide-excision repair factor 2 complex; cytoplasm
Molecular function (GO): damaged DNA binding; single-stranded DNA binding
Source: RefSeq, a predicted model, not a curated record